AUGGCUUCUGGAUAUGACAGAGCUCUUUCAGUCUUCAGUCCUGAUGGACAUGUCUUCCAAGUCGAAUACGCGCUCGAGGCGGUGAAGCGAGGAACAUGCGCAGUUGGAGUGAAGGGCAAGGACAUCGUGGUACUGGGAUGUGAAAAGCGUUCAGCAAUGAAGCUUCAAGAUACCCGCAUCACACCGUCCAAGAUUGGUCUUGUCGAUACCCACGUUUGCCUCGCCUUCGCGGGACUCAACGCAGACGCCAGAAUCUUAGUCGACAAGGCCAGAGUGGAGGCACAAUCUCACCGUCUGACCGUGGAGGAUCCGGUUACGAUUGAGUACAUUACGAAAUUCGUUGCUGGUGUUCAACAAAGAUAUACGCAGAGUGGUGGUGUUAGACCGUUUGGUAUCAGCACGUUGAUUGUUGGAUUUGACCCUAAUGACAAGACCCCAAGACUUUAUCAAACCGAGCCGUCAGGAAUCUACUCAGCAUGGAAGGCAAAUGCUAUCGGUAGAUCAAGCAAGACGGUCCGCGAGUUCCUGGAGCGAAACCACAAGGAUGAUAUGGACAGGGAGACUACCAUCAAGUUGACCAUCAAGUCGUUAUUGGAGGUUGUGCAGACUGGAGCAAAGAACAUUGAGAUCGCCAUUAUGGCCCCUGGAAAGCUGAUUGAGAUGCUGCCAGUAGAGGAUAUCGAAGCAUUUGUCAAGAACAUUGAGCAAGAGAAGUCGGAGGAGGAUGCUAAAAAGAAGAAGGGCCGGACGCCAGGGACUGGCAAUGCGGCUAUCUUGACGAGAGGGGAGGAGGGUAGCAAAUAA
Molecule: messenger RNA, 804 nt
Organism: Hyaloscypha bicolor E
Lineage: Eukaryota; Fungi; Ascomycota; Leotiomycetes; Helotiales; Hyaloscyphaceae
Product: N-terminal nucleophile aminohydrolase
Exons: 5
Coding region: 1-804 (267 amino acids)
Biological process (GO): ubiquitin-dependent protein catabolic process
Cellular component (GO): proteasome core complex, alpha-subunit complex; proteasome core complex; nucleus
Source: RefSeq, a predicted model, not a curated record